AUGGACAGGUUCCUAUCCAAUAGAUUCCAAACUUUGGAAACUCUAGCGGGGCUAAAGGGUACAACAACUGUGAAAGCUCCAAAGCACCAACCCGCACGGCACCACCAGGAAGCUAACACUAAAAGGCUAGGAGCCUUUCAGGCAAGCGUGAGCAAGUUCACCUGCCAAAUGUGCCAAACUAAUGAGCACAAGUUACGCAACUGUCCACAAUUCCUCAACAAAACACCUGCUGAUAGAAUCGAUUUUUUGAAAAGCAAAAAAUGGUGCCUGAACUGUCUUAGUACUGGACAUACCGUGUCAAGAUGCACAAACCCAUUUAAUUGUAUAAAGUGCCACUCGCGACACAACACGCUCCUUCAUAUUGAGACAGCUCAAACAAAGGCAACGACACUUGGGACCUCUUUGGAUUCUGCGACUAAUUCUGCAUCAACAUCCAAUCAGGCCCAAGCCAAACGCAAUUCAACAAAGUCAAACAAGCAUACAAGCAAAAACGUGAAGUCUUGCUAUGCGAAUACAAACACAGGUGUGUUAUUAGGGACAGCACGCGUCAACAUUUAUCUCAAUGGUACGAACUAUUCCGCUAGAGCACUUAUUGAUUCUGGUUCAGAGUGUUCUUUCAUUACUGAAAGACUAAAACGCAGAAUUCACUUGCCGUCAAAGCGUAUGCAUGCCCAAGUUUCGGGCAUCACUAAUACAACUACGGCGCAGGUUAAAGAAGCGUGCAACAUCGAAUUGCGGUCUCCUGUUGACCCGUUGUUCCGCUUAAAUACCUCUGUGCUCGUGCUAGCACAACUGACUGGAAAUCUUCCUACUUGCCACAUUAGUGCAGUGACUAAGCAAGCAUUUCCAGAUCUAAUUCUAGCGGAUAAACGAUUUUUCGUCAAUGAACCCGUAGACCUUGUUCUGGGUGGCGACAUAUAUCCACAAAUUAUUCUGAGCGGGCUUAAGAAAAACAUAUUAAACACACUUCUGGCCCAAGAAACAGUAUUUGGCUGGAUAAUAACAGGGCGAACUGAUACCUCGAAUCCAGGAACGAAUAUCGUCUCAUACUACAGCGAAGCUAGUCUGGACAAGCAAUUGAGUGCCUUUUGGGAGCUUGAGGAGAUUCCAAAGAACAAGAGCCUUAAUGAAGACGACAAGUACUGCGAGGAGCUGUAUCAGAAGACAACCAUACGAAAUAAUAAAGGAAAAUACAUCGUGUCACUACCAUUUAGGAAAGAUUUUCCAGGAAAUAUUUCCCUAGGCCCAUCCCUUAAAAGAGCAUGUUCUCAAUUUUACCGGAAUGAGACACGGCUGGCCAAGGAUCCCGUCCUGCAAAAGGAAUACAAUAGGGUUCUAGCGGAAUAUGAAACGCUUGGGCAUAUGUCGAAAAUAACAAAUCCCAUACCCGCAGACUCGUCUGAUAAUUAUUUUCUGCCGCACCACGCUGUUAUAAAGGCAGAAAGUACUUCAACGAAAGUACGCGUGGUGUUCAAUGCCUCAAGCCCAACGGCGAAUGGCAACAGCCUAAAUGACGUACUUUUCCCAGGACCAGUACUUCAGGCAGAUCUUCCGAUACUAAUACUCCGUUGGAGACUAUACAAAUAUGUGUUCAACAGUGACAUCGAGAAGAUGUAUAGGCAAAUUCUGGUACAUAACAACCAUACUAAGUAUCAGAGGAUUAUUUUUCGCACUAACCCGAAUGACCCGAUCAGUCUGUACGAAUUAAAGACUGUCACGUUCGGCAUCAAUUGUGCUCCUUAUCUGGCUAUAAGGACACUUUUACAAUUAGCUGACGAUGUGCAAAGCUCCCAUCCAAUAGCCUCUAACAUACUACGAAAAUGCAUGUAUGUCGACGAUGUAUUGUCUGGUGGACACACUAUCGAUUCAGCAAUAAAAGCCAGAGAUGAGAUAUCGGAAGUGUUGCAAUCAGCCGGUUUUCCACUUCGAAAGUGGACAGCCAAUAGCGAGCAAAUACUUAAUGGCAUACCAAAAACAGAUCUACUUAGCGAAGAUUUUUUGGCAUUUGAAGAUACCAGCGCAGUCAAGGCUCUUGGAAUAAGAUGGAAUGCCCAUACGGAUCUUUUCUAUUUUAUAGCAAGGCCAUUGGAGAAAAGCGAUGCUGUUACGAAAAGAGCGAUACUAUCUGCCAUAUAA
Rhagoletis pomonella (apple maggot) is the source of this 2136-nucleotide messenger RNA. RefSeq lists its product as uncharacterized. The transcript has a single exon. The record is from RefSeq and is a predicted model, not a curated record. Lineage: Eukaryota; Metazoa; Arthropoda; Insecta; Diptera; Tephritidae. The coding region runs from base 1 to 2136 and encodes 711 amino acids. Gene Ontology annotation, molecular function: nucleic acid binding; zinc ion binding.